UACCGGUGCGAUAGUUCUAAGAUAAUACAAAUACCUUAAUAUUUUCAAAGUAAAGUAAACAAAUAAGUCUGUGUAUUUGUUAAACAAGCCAUUAUUGUUUAAUGAAUUAAAAGCAGAUGCACCUUUCACAGAGGCAUGUCCCAUCGAUCUUGUAAGCUGAAAAGCCUCCGGAUUGCGUGGCAGUAAUUUUAACAAGGGACCCGUCAUAUAACUUUGUGAUAUCUAUACCCACUGUAUAAACGCACACAGUCGCGUUCGAUCGUUCAGAUGAGCAGUAGAAUGGGUGAGAGUCAGCCUCCCGGAAGCGUUAUCACUAUCAAUGGUGCUUCGUUGGCGGAUACGCCGCGGAAAUCAUCGUCCGCGGAGCCGCCUCAGGAGCUCCGCAUCCUGUGCUUCGACCUGACCUUUUACAAUCGAACCACUCAGUUCCUGUUGAGCUGUGCCGGUGUCUUCAUCCUGUACAUACUCUAUGGCUACCUGCAGGAGCUAAUCUUUACCGUGGAGGGAUUCAAACCAUAUGGCUGGUUCCUCACCCUUGUGCAAUUUGGCUACUACAUAGGCUUCGGCCUGGUGGAGCGGCGGUUGGAGAGUUUUCGGGCAAGUGGAACUUCCUUUUGGAAUAUAGAACCUGCUCCACGAUGCAUACCCAUGAAAACCUACUUGGUGCUAGCUGCGUUGACCCUCGGAACCAUGGGAUUGUCCAAUUCUAGUUUGGGUUACCUCAACUAUCCCACCCAGGUCAUCUUCAAGUGUUGCAAACUCAUUCCCGUACUGGUAGGCAGCAUCCUCAUCCAGGGCAAGCGAUACGGCCCACUGGACUUUGCAGCCGCUAGCUGUAUGUGUAUAGGAUUGGCCUGGUUUACAUUGGCCGAUUCCCAAAUGACUCCCAACUUCAACCUCCUCGGAGUGGCUAUGAUUUCAGGCGCUCUUCUGUGUGAUGCUGCCAUAGGAAACGUACAGGAGAAGGCGAUGCGAGAAUUCAAAGCACCCAGCAGCGAGGUGGUCUUCUAUUCAUAUGGUUUAGGAUUCGUUUACCUAUUUGUGAUCAUGCUGGUUACAGGAAAUUUCUUUAGCGGCUUUGCAUUCUGCUUGGAGCAUCCUCUUGAAACCUUCGGUUAUGGAUUUCUAUUCAGCCUUUCCGGAUACUUGGGCAUUCAUUUCGUUCUCGCUUUGGUGAGGAGCAGUGGAGCUCCAAUAGCCGCCACGGUCACAACAGCACGUAAGGCUGUAACCAUAGCCUUUUCCUUUGUGCUCUUUAGCAAGCCCUUUACAAUCCAAUAUCUAUGGUCCGGAUUGGUAGUGGUCCUGGGAAUUUACCUUAAUGUCUAUAGUAAAAAGAACAAACUGACCUUUGCCGACAUCCGGCAGAAGCUUAUGAAGAUGGGCUACGCGAAGUUGGUCAAGUCACCGAGUCGCAAAUUUCUCAUCGAAGUUUAGUUUGCAUACCAAAAAUAGAAUUUGCUACUUUACAUUUUUAGUUAAAUUGAAACAACAGUUUUCUUUAAGAAAACCAUGUACUAUAUUUACUUAAUUAUACACUGAACGACUUUAAA
This is a messenger RNA of Drosophila bipectinata, 1553 nucleotides long. It is a transcript of the gene Papst2, whose product is annotated as PAPS transporter 2. NCBI's taxonomy places the organism in Eukaryota, Metazoa, Arthropoda, Insecta, Diptera, Drosophilidae. Gene Ontology annotation, molecular function: 3'-phosphoadenosine 5'-phosphosulfate transmembrane transporter activity. Gene Ontology annotation, biological process: transmembrane transport. Gene Ontology annotation, cellular component: endoplasmic reticulum membrane; Golgi membrane. The record is from RefSeq and is a predicted model, not a curated record.